CCCCUCCUCAGGCAUGCAUCGGAUCUUGUGAUUGAUUUUCUCUCCUUAUUAUUGACAACGUCGAAAGCCGUUGUGGUCACUGCGUUGAAGAACCAUCUAUAGGUGGCCGAUGUGAGACCGGUUCAUCAGACACGGCCCAAAUCACUCGCUUAGAGGCCUGUCCUAGUCGGUUUGACUUGGUUUGGUGAGCUUGGAUGGCAGACAAAAGGAGCUCAAAACGAUCAGGGCGACAGUUGAUAUAGUACGGAGCAGCCCGUCUAUGCUGUCUGUGUGUUGUGCUAUAUCGACAAUAUGAGGGCACAAGCUAUUGGACUGCUCUCAGUCGCAACGCUUGUUCCUUCUAUUGUCGGUGUUGCUUUACCUCGAUCCCCAUCCGAACCUAACCAGCCAAACCCUCGGCGCUUUCCACUGAAUGAAACGGCCGUCGCGAUUGCCCCAGACGGCAGUACCACUCGCUUGUUAUCGAUAGCAUCAACGUCAAUAACACAGGUGGAAGAGGAAUUUUCCUCUUUUCCUGGCCAAGCAUUUUCUACUGAAGUUAACAAGUCAGCUUCGCCAAAGAACAGUUCUGAUUAUUCUGUCCAGAGACUGCCAAUAACUUCACAGUUGGAUCAAGAACCGACCACUUCAUCUGAGAGCACUCGACUUACUCUAGUAACUCAUCUUCGAUCUUUCUCGGAACCUUCAACUUCACGUUUCUUCCAGACAAUUCCUAAAUCUGUUGCUCCGGCGAAUGGCAACCCGUCUGAUCAUGAUAGAGGUGCAAGCUCUGUAGCAACUCAAGCUGAUAUCCAGGCUUCGGCUCAGAGGAGACCACACCAGGGGUUCGCACAUUCUUUUACACAAGCCGCACCCAAUAAUACCAAACUGCAAACACAAACAUGCGGUCCUGGCUCCAAGUCUCCCUGCGGCUGGAUUCCCUCAGUUACUUCGAAAGGAAAUGAGACAUACACACCUGGGCCAUGGACGUCUGGUACACUGACGCUGAUAGCACCAACGUCAGUGUUGCCGUGCACGACAUUGCAGGACAACGAACCCAUCACCGAGUAUUCCAUCGUGUAUACAUCGACGAUAACAUUCUUUGGAAACCGAAGUGAUUACACGCCACCCUAUCCUACUAUCAGUACCCCCAACAUUUGCGAGACCGAGGCCCCAAGCCCAUCAUUCUCAAAGAUUGUCCCAUCUCAUGGCUCCGAGGGAGCCGGAACACUACCAUGGCCAGGGUCUGAAUUAACUAAGGAGCCUCCUCAAGGUUGCUUACGGGGAAAAUCUUGUACUUCGGAAAAGCCUCCUGGGUGGUCGAAUCCGACAGCCGUUCCUGGAGUGCCAGGCUUAACUAUGUCAAGUUCACGAAUGACCGUGACAUUUAUAACGACUGACAAAAACCCUGCGGUUGUAUUCCCUACAAAGCCGCCACCGCACUUCGACCGACCGACCGGUGGAGGGGUUCUUCCUAUGAGUAAUAAACAACUACCCGAGCCUUCCAAAGCACCGGGCUCAAACCACCCAGAUUCUUCUGGGGGGCACGGAAAGUCGAGUCCCCAGUCAGGGCCCCAGCCUGACGUGAAACCGCGACCUUCAGCAGAAUCCGGACCAAGGCCAACAUCAGAACCCCAGCCAGAAAUCGAGCCACAAGGAGGUCCACAGCCCCAAUCACAGCCUGACGCUAAACCUGAACCCCCUAGGAAGUUUUUUGUGACUGCCAGAGGUCAAGAAGUUAUUGUCAAUGAUAAGACCUUUUCGAGUCUCAGAGCAGAUCAAACAACAACAGUUACUGUCGAUUAUGGAACAUUCACAAUCCGCCCAACAGAAGUGGUUGGUGAAGGAGCAACAGUUAAGAAACCGCAGCCUGUAGGUACUGUGAUAUCUGUUAUCAGCCCUACUGGUGCGACUAUUGGAGAGGUACCUGUUACUGUUUCGGGUACGGAAGCUACUGUGGGCGGCACGAGGCUCAAGAUUCCUCUUAUGGGCACGACCACAAGGCUUAAAGUUCUUGUCGCCGGGUCCAGUACUAUUAUGGAGGAGCGACAGGUGUCCAUUGCGCCUGGUAGAGUGGUGGUUGAUGAUGAAACACUCACAUACCAUGGGGUCGGUGGCCCUCAGACAGACGUAAUCAUUGAGGGUGGUGAAAUGGUCACUGCAGUUGGAAGAUCCGUGUUUGUCUUUCACUCUACGACUCUGAUAUACGGAACUGGCGCCCCCGUUACAACGGAAACAAUAGAUGACGAUACUAUCACUGUUGGACCAGAGGGUAUUGUUGUCGACGGGACCACUCUAGGCGGGUCUGACGCUGAGGUUACCGACACCAAAUUUCGGAUUGUUGGUGGGGCUACUAUCACCAAAGUCAACCCUUCAUACGUGAUAAUCGACGAAACGACCUUCACUGCCGGGCCUGGUGCCAAGAGCACAACAAAAGAGGCCGGGGGUGAGACCAUCACAAUCGGGCCCAGCGGUAUCAUCAUUGGCACAAUGACAAUAAAGUAUCCCUUUGGGGCUUCAACUGUAACCACCAUCGAGGCGAAAGCGACAGCGUCCGAUGAGUUACCUGUUGCUACGGGAACCAGCAACACCAAUGCUAAAGAGGACGGAAAGGGUAAGAAAGACGAUGACAGUGGUGCGAUUUUACAACAGCCAGGUUUAGCAACAGGAAUGACUGGAUUUUGCAUAGCGUUUGGCGUUUGGAUUCUGUUUUGAACCUGGCAUUGGUCACGAUUCACCAUAUUAGGGUCCGUGUCAGGAAACAGAUUGGCUUUUAGCACCUAGGUUUUAAUGGCAUGACAGUAACUAGCAUUGCAUGAAAGAGAUUUGGAAUUAUGGAUGGGAAACACGAUAUACGACUAGUUGGCUUGUAAUUUAUGACUGGGAUUGACGUUAUAAUUACAAAGGGCAUCUAAAACGCGAGUAAAUAUGUAUUACUAUUAGUUCCUUAUUAAAUAACCAGGAAACUCCCCAGAUAAAUUCUUGGAGCCUAGUGAGUAUUAUGGCUCGUUAAAUAGGACUGAUUAAAAUCUUAUUUCAGUACUUGUAAGUUAUAACCUAUAUAAAUAUGGGCAACCUUAGCACUAUUUCAUAAGGUUUAUAAUACUAACGAUGAACUAUUGGCGUCCUGGCUAAUUCUUCCUAUAUGAACAGCGCAGGAUCAGCUUUGAAUGAAGUUCUCUCAAUG
This is a messenger RNA of Fusarium redolens, 3166 nucleotides long. RefSeq lists its product as uncharacterized. Lineage: Eukaryota; Fungi; Ascomycota; Sordariomycetes; Hypocreales; Nectriaceae. The record is from RefSeq and is a predicted model, not a curated record. The coding region runs from base 292 to 2694 and encodes 800 amino acids. The transcript has 2 exons.